Molecule: messenger RNA, 348 nt
Organism: Aspergillus clavatus NRRL 1
Lineage: Eukaryota; Fungi; Ascomycota; Eurotiomycetes; Eurotiales; Aspergillaceae
Exons: 2
Coding region: 1-348 (115 amino acids)
Source: RefSeq, a predicted model, not a curated record
AUGUCCACUUCAGAAGAAAAGCUUCGCAGCCGCGAAACGUUCCAUCUUGACCAAAUCGCGGCCAUCAACGCAGAGUUUGUGGAAGAAGGCUUCAACGAUGAUAACAGGUUCUGGCAGAAAGCACGACUAUUUGCCAAAAAUAUAUCAAGUCGAUACACAAAGUCCGGUCUUCCGGUGGUUUACUAUGAGGUGCAUGAAUCAUGGACGCCAAACACCCUGGUCAGGACCGCCUGGCGGCCCAAGUUUUGCACGUCCGUGAAAUGGGCACGCUCUCUCGCAGGAUUGCGGUGCCAGCCACAGAAUCACAAGAAGAAGGACCAGGUCAAUGGAUUCGGGAAGAAGCUUUGA